Solenopsis invicta (red fire ant) is the source of this 5836-nucleotide messenger RNA. RefSeq lists its product as uncharacterized. NCBI's taxonomy places the organism in Eukaryota, Metazoa, Arthropoda, Insecta, Hymenoptera, Formicidae. The record is from RefSeq and is a predicted model, not a curated record. Bases 1076 to 2305 code for a protein of 409 amino acids. The transcript is spliced from 2 exons.
CGUGUGCAAUGCAAUGUAUAAUGAGACGCUUCUUUAAAACGGAAUCAAUAUGUAAUCACUAAAAGAUAGUAAAUAAUCACUGAUCAUCGUAAUUAUAAUUCUAACACUAUAAAUCAGGAAGAUUUUACUAAAAGUCAUUAGUUACAGCGUUUUUUAAUGAACAAUAAUGAGGCGUUUGCAAAUCGAUUAGUACUGUCUAUUGGACCUUGUGCCAAAACUCUGUCAUUAGUCCACACUGAGUGCGCACUAGUUCGAUUAAUGAAAUAUAUUAGAAAUAUCAAGAAAAUAUAAAAUAGAAAUAUAAAGUGUGAAUAUUAACAUAUAUAGUGAAGAACAGUGACAUACAUUAAUUCUCGCAAUCAGUGAAAUUUCUUUACUGUCUUCAUGAGUGAUAUUUUUAUUAGUGUAAUUUAAGAAAGUAUGUACCUAUUAAAUUAACAUUGUUAUAUAUAAAACGUAUUAUAUCAACUUAAUUUUUAUGUACAUAAGUUUUUAAUGUAAUUAUUUGUGAAUAAACAAUGACGUGUUAAGACGGUAAUGUAUACUAACACAUUUUCCAUUAAGGCCCGGUUUUUCAUUAUCCGGUUAUCUUGUGGUUAAACUUAACCUGAUGUUUUAUCCAAUGAGCUUCACUCAUGAUGAUGCCAUAGGUGAAGCUCAUUGAAACAUCAGGUUAAGUUUAACUACAAGUUAACCAGAUAAUGAAAAAGAAAGCCGUGCCUAAGAAAGUGGCUACAUCCGAGUUGAAAACGAAUCUCAGUGUUCAAUAAUAAUUUCUUAAAUGAAUUUAUAGAGCUGUGUUCAAAUUCCAGCAAAUAUACUGUGAGUAGUUUAAAUGAACCUGUAAAUAUAUAUCAAUUAUGCCAUUGUGUCUCGUCCGGAUGGACUUACUAUGUAGUUAUACUCCUGCUCGUGUUUCGACAACAGUGUUCACAGAAAUAAAUCCGCGCGCACCCCGCCGCCGCGCGGUGGCCCGCAUCGCGUCACGUGGUCCGCUCUGCGCCAUCAUACUCAUUAUGUUUCUGUUCGUGUAAGACUCAACAAGUCAGUUCACAGGACAGUGUGUUUUUACGCAAUGCCAAAGCACAGGAAACGUCGCAAUUCUUCGAGGGAGGAUCUAUCGAGUCCUUCUAGGAAGAAAAGACGUAGACAUCACGAGUCAACGCGGGAAAAAGCGCGUAACCCCUCCAACAGCCCGCCUAACCUCUUUGGCCACGCGCCCGGCAAUAUCUCAUCGCAGCAACAUGUAAGACUGUUAGAAACUUUUAACGAGUUUCUCGUUUUCAUGAAAAAUCGAGAGCUUCCAGCAGGAACAGCCGUUCCGCAGAAACACGACAGAUCGGCGAAUCUAGUUUCUUUGGCGGGAAUCUCGACAGAUUCAGGCGAUGUGUCUCACACUCCCGAAAGGCUCGCAGACGAACAGACGACCAGUAACGGUCGGGGCAGCGAACCAGGGAGUGCUGACGUUCUUAGUCCAGCGAGAACUAACAACGUCGUAUUUAACGAUACCAUAAUAAUGGAUACUAGCAAAACGAACGCUAUCGGAGAAACGACGGGCCCAGACUCCUUCGUCUUAGAACUGUUCGGCGAACAAAUUCAGCGGCCUCCGACCGCAUCAUGGCUACCAGGUAUUCUUAGCACUGCAAAAACCGACGUUCGCACAGGGCUUAAAAACGAGUUGAGAGACGCACUCCUCGUUAAGUAUGAACCGAAAGAGGAUCUGGUUUUUCUCAGCCCGCCCAAAUUAAAUGGGGAAAUUCUCCCUAACCUAGGCAGUACGGCUAGGGUUCGAGACAAGCAUCAACUGCAGGCUCAGGCUCAAGUAGGAGCAUCGCUAAACGCCAUCGGCUCAGGUUUUUCAGAUUUGGCAAAUCUUGAAAUCCUUCAGGUUUCGGAAGAAGCGAGAAAUGCAGCCACAAAACUUGCGGAGGGCAUUCGUCUCUUAGCAGAUCAUCAUUACCGCUUGUCGCAAGCAAGACGAGCAUUUAUUGUCCCAUCACUCAAUUUUUUGGCAAAAACGGUAUCAGAUGCAGCAGUGGUAGACGACUGCCUUUUUGGGGCCAACUUUGCUGAGCAAAUUAGUACCGCUCAGACGGUCGAAAAAGUCGCUCGCAAAAUGGUCAGAAAAUCACAACCACCGACACAGUCAACUCAACGCCAGAAGAAUAUACAACAAAAAUCAAAAAACCCGAUGGGCCCUCCUCGCAGAAUUCCGUCGACUCAUCAACCGAGGAGGGACAACUCUCAACAUCAGAGUCGCAGCAGGAGAGCCAGGUCUCAUUCCAGACCACGGACACGCCGUUAAAUCCGGUAAGGUCGGCAGGCCGAUUAGCCUUGUUCGCAGAUAGAUGGAGACAAAUAACCACAAACCCGAAAGUUUUGGAAGCAGUACAAGGCUAUAAGAUUCCGUUCAUCACACCGCCAAUACCUCGACCCUCUCUGACGGAACCUUCUUUCUCCACAUCAGAGGCCGAGGAUUGCGACAAGGAGAUAAAACGCUUACAACAAAAGGGUGCGAUACUGAGAGUCGAGCAUUCAGAAGAUCAAUUUUUAUCUUCGUUUUUUCUAGUUGACAAGGCCUCCGGAGGAAAACGCUUUAUUUUAAAUCUCCGAGACCUGAACUCAUACAUCUUUCCUCCACAUUUUAAAAUGGAAGACUGGCGCACGGUAAUACGGCUUAUGAUUCCGAACGUUAAAAUGGCAUCAUUAGAUCUUGAAGACGCAUAUCUAUCAGUACCAGUGCACUCUACUCACAGGAAGUUUCUUCGUUUCCAGUGGAGGGAUAGAUGCUAUGAGUUCACGUCAAUGCCAUUUGGUUUGGCAACAGCACCAUUUAUCUUUACUAAGAUUGUACGCCCAAUUAUUACAAACCUAAGAGAAAAAGGUUUCCAGUCAGUAAUCUAUCUCGAUGAUUUACUGCUUUUUGGAACAUCGACCAAAGAUUGUGCGAAUAAUGUCGAUGCAUCACUGCGGUUAUUUACAUCUUUAGGUUUCCUUAUAAAUUAUUCUAAGUCUCAGUUAAAUCCGUCAUCGCGAUGUAGAUACCUCGGUUUCAUGUUUGACUCUACUCAACAGUCAAUAGCCAUACCACCUGACAGGAGACAAAAACUUCUAUCGCUAGUACGACACAUGUCGAGCAAGUCGCACUGCUCUAUUAGGAAAUUUGCGAGCUUUAUCGGAUCUUUAGUAGCAGUGUGUCCAGCCGUUAAAUACGGGCCUUUAUAUAUAAAGAAUUUUGAACGAGAAAAAUACUUGGCUCUAAAAACCUGUUCUGGAAAUUAUUCUAAACAAAUGUAUAUUCCCUGUAAUUUAAAAGAAGAUUUUGAGUGGUGGACCAAAAUUUUUUCAAAUACCAAGCAAUUCAAUAUUGUCCGUUCAAAUCCAUUUACACGCGAAAUAUUUUCAGACGCAUCUCUAACAGGUUGGGGAGCCUCUUGCAAUGAUCAAAGUACACGCGGAUGGUGGUCACCUGACGAUAAGUCUCUCCAUAUUAAUAUUUUAGAGUUAAAAGCAGCUUUUAACGCACUAAGAUGCUUUGCAGCGGAUCUACACAGUUGUAACAUUUUACUCCGCAUUGACAACACAACGGCUCUCUCAUACGUGAAUAGAUUCGGAUCAGUUCGGUACCUCCUACUAUCACAAAUAGCCAGAGAAAUCUGGAAGUGGUGUGAGGAGAGAAAUAUCUAUCUCCACGCUUCUUACAUUGCCUCUACUAACAAUGUUAUCGCGGAUAGUGAAUCCAGAGUUCGAGAUGUAAACACGGAGUGGACGCUAUCAAAUCAAGCAUUCAAGGUGAUCGAAGAGAGGUUUGGAGAUUUUGUUAUCGAUCUUUUCGCAUCAGCAAUUAAUACAAAAAACGAUAUUUAUAUCUCGCGGUUCCCGGACCCAGGUUCAUGGACGAUAGACGCUUUUACUAUAAACUGGCAUUGCUUCUUCUUUUAUGCGUUUCCUCCAUUUAUUUUGUUGCCCAAGGUCUUACGCAAAAUAAUAGACGACGAGGCAACGGGGGUCUUGGUUGUGCCAUGGUGUCCUUCACAACCAUGGUUUCCCACCUUUCGUCACCUCUUACUUAACGACCCAAUUGUUUUUCAGCCAUCUCAUUCGCUCUUAUCAUCUCCUUUUAGGGACCAACACCCUCAGUGGAGAAACCUUUCCCUGGCAGCAGGGAAGUUAUCAGGGAAGCUUUCCAAGCUCGGGCCGUACCGGCAACAGCAUUAGACACGAUCUUAGCCUCUCUAGCUAAGUCUACAAUUAAACAAUACUCUCGCCCACUUCAAGCUUGGUGGAACUUCUGUCAAACACAGCAGAUUCAUCUAUUUUCGCCAGAAGUCAACCAAGUGUUGGAAUUUCUAACUCAAGAAUUACAAAACGCAGGAUCGUAUUCUACGCUUAACACUGCCCGCUCAGCAGUUUCUCUCAUUUCAAAUAAUAAAAUAGGCGACCAUCCUUUAAUAAAACGCUUUUGCAAAGGGGCUAGCAUUGUAAAACCUCAAAAACCCCGUUAUGAUUUUAUUUGGGAUCCAGCCCCAGUGAUCGCCAAAUUAGCAAAAAUAUUUCCAUAUGACACUAUGUCAUUAGAAACCAUUACUACAAAGCUUGUUUUGUUACUAGCACUGGGCUCAGGACAACGAGCGCAAACGUUGUCAGCCAUCAAAAUUUCGCAAAUUAUGUUCGCGACAGAGAAAGUCGUCAUUAGAAUUCCGGACCGAGUUAAGACGUCUGCCCCAGGGCGUCCGCAACCAAUACUUACCUUCGCCCGUUUUUCUGACCGCCCGAACUUAUGUAUCGCCCAUAUUUUAGAACACUAUUUACGAAUCACCAAAAACUUACGCGCAGCGCAAUGUGACAACUUAUUUAUAGCUUGCAAAAAACCUCAUAAAGCAGUUGGCGUACAAACUUUAAGUCGAUGGUUGCGCAAGGGACUAGAGGAGUGUGGAGUGCGGAGCGAGUUGUUCUCGGCCCACAGCACUCGACACGCCUCUACUUCAUUGGCAGAUAGAAAUGGAGUUACAACAGACUUAAUUAAACGUGCGGCGGGAUGGUCAGGCGAUUCCCAAAUCUUUUCAAGAUUUUAUAAGCGACCGAUUCUUAAUCCGGAAGACUUCUGUAACGCGGUCUUUUCUACAUAAACACCGUUUAGCCUUAUUUAUGUAAACCAUAUUAUACCUAAGCUUGCAUUUCGCUUUUCCACACGUUAUGGCGAAUCCUUUUAUUUUUAGUUUAUGUUACAAGGUCUGUUACAAAUGAUAUUUUAUGCGAAGUAAAAGUUGUUCUCGGUAUAAACACCGCCGAGUAUGAUAGAGACUAUAUAGUGAUUUAGAGUGAGGCAAAUCUUUCUUUGAACAUCUACAUAGUAAGUCCAUCCGGACGAGACACAAUGGCAUAAUUUGAAGAUUAAACGAACUUGAAAAGUGAAGUUCGAUCUUAAUUAUGCCUGGGUCUCGUCCGGAUGGACCUUCCACACCCAAAAAGGAAAUAUAGGCUUACUUGCCAUACUUCCCUUUUUUGCCCUCCCAAGAUUACGGCUCUAGAUAGACGAUUUGCCUCAACACUUUGAAAAUAAUGAGUAUGAUGGCGCAGAGCGGACCACGUGACGCGAUGCGGGCCACCGCGCGGCGGCGGGGUGCGCGCGGAUUUAUUUCUGUGAACACUGUUGUCGAAACACGAGCAGGAGUAUAACUACAUAGUAAGUCCAUCCGGACGAGACCCAGGCAUAAUUAAGAUCGAACUUCACUUUUCAAGUUCGUUUAAUCUUCAAAUUCUUGAAAUUAUUAUUGAAUAUUAAGACCCGAUUUUGCAAUGUAGUUUUUUUUUAACUUAAUUGUGUAAUUAUUUG